Zingiber officinale is the source of this 519-nucleotide messenger RNA. RefSeq lists its product as uncharacterized. The record is from RefSeq and is a predicted model, not a curated record. The transcript has 2 exons. NCBI's taxonomy places the organism in Eukaryota, Viridiplantae, Streptophyta, Magnoliopsida, Zingiberales, Zingiberaceae. The coding region runs from base 1 to 519 and encodes 172 amino acids. Gene Ontology annotation, molecular function: nucleic acid binding; RNA-DNA hybrid ribonuclease activity.
AUGGUCUAUGAGGAAAAUGAGGAUGUUCAGAUUCAUCCCAGCCGAUCAGAAGUAACUACAUUUGUCACUGCCGACCUGAUAGAUGAGAAGAAGCCAGAGCUGGUCGCUUGCCUUAAACAAAACUAUGAUGUGUUCGCCUGGUCAACACAUGAGCUCCUGGUCCAAAAUGCUGAGCCAGAUGUGACUUGGAAGAUUUUUGUAAAUGGUUCAUCCACCCUGCAAGGAAGCAGGAUCAGAAUCCUCUUGAUAUUGCCUAGGGAGGACAGGAUGCAAUUGUCCGUACGGAUAGAUUAUCGAGCUACAAAUAACGAAGCUGAAUAUAAGGUCCUGAUAGCUGGCCUGCAGGCAGCUCGGCAUGUGGGAGCGACAAGAGUCCUCAUCUACUCGGAUUCUCAACUGGCGGCGCAGCAAUUGUUAAGCACCUUCGAGAAAAGUAAUGCCCUGCUCAAACUAUACGCCGAAGUUUUUGAAAAGUUGAAGGCUGAUUUUCAAGAAAUGAUUAUUCAGAAGAUCCCUUGA